Messenger RNA from Guyanagaster necrorhizus, 459 nucleotides. RefSeq lists its product as uncharacterized. The record is from RefSeq and is a predicted model, not a curated record. Lineage: Eukaryota; Fungi; Basidiomycota; Agaricomycetes; Agaricales; Physalacriaceae. The transcript has 5 exons. Bases 1 to 459 code for a protein of 152 amino acids.
AUGUCUGCCAAGUGGUCGUUCAGGUUGCAACUGGUGCCUGGAAGGUCGCUUCUCCCGAAAUGGGUGCUCACCCCUAAGAGUAAAGAGAAGUUGGUAUCGCAUCGUCAUGGCAUACCAUCAGCGACUGAUUAUGCCAUCAUAACGCAAACGACGCCCGGAAUAUGGGGUUUAUUUGCGCAAGAGGAUCUCUUGCGGUGCGAGCCUUCAGAGACGUUCGCGUGCAGAUGGAAUCUCGUUACAAAGAAACAGGGAAAGGGAUGUUAUCGGUCGAGCAACUCUAGCGCGUUCUGUUGCUAUGAGGUGCACCGUGUCCAAGGACAGCCCGUCAACAACCUUGUCAGUCAUGGUCUUCUCCCGACCCUGCUCAAUAACAGCAUCAAACGUUAUUGGAGCGUACUCACACUCGUUUCAUCAGACCCAUUACAAUUCACGGGGAUGCGUAGUGGGGUCGAAGCGUGA